Molecule: messenger RNA, 5828 nt
Organism: Osmerus eperlanus (European smelt)
Lineage: Eukaryota; Metazoa; Chordata; Actinopteri; Osmeriformes; Osmeridae
Product: neurexin-1a
Exons: 23
Coding region: 753-5285 (1510 amino acids)
Source: RefSeq, a predicted model, not a curated record
GGUUGAAGCGCAGCGGGGAGCCACUCCGCACCUGUCCUCCCGCGAAAAUAACGUAUUUUUUCCCGCUUUACCACAUUGUCAAAUGCACAUCGUUUCUGUGGAUCAAAGUACUGCCGACAGAAUAUUUAAGAUCAGAAGACCAUUAGACCUAUGCUGUGAGUUUUUGGAUUGGGAGCUGAACAUUUUACUACUGGGUUUGUCAAUCAUUUUGGUUCCAUUUGUAGAUUUUUUUUGCUCCUUCUCGGAGGAUGUCAGGUGAGCUGCCCGCGGCUUGCAGCUCCCCGCUGGCACGGAUGUGCUGAUUACUGCUCCCGUCACAUCGGCCAGACCCAGCACUCUGGCUUGGCAUGCGCAGACCGAGGACAACGGCACUGUCAGGAAAUUGAACGAAAUGGAGAUGGAUGUCUAAAAUCACCGUUAUUGUUUUUUUUUUUUCUUGUUACAUGGAUUGUGUGGAGAUAAAUUGUAUUUCGGAGGAACUUCACUCAAUUUAAUUUGCUUCAGGAUUGCAGAACAGGGGCAACAGGCUAUGUAGCGAUGCUGUUUUCCCCUGGACGUUAGUGAAGGCCUAGUGUGCCGUUAUGCAAACUUGUUAAGAGAAGAAACCCAGGCCUGCUAUGAGCCAGCUCUCUCCUUCCUUCCUCGACGGGCAGUCAGUCUACCACAGCGCGGCCCCUCGCGUCCUCCUGCAGUGAAGCGUCUGGCUCGAGACAGGUUCAGCGGUAUUUUUCUUGAUAGAACUCGUUCACAUCAUGGUUUUGGCAAUGAUGCACGGAGCCCAUGUAGUAUGGGUAGGCCUGCUCGUGUUGUGCACGGUGGAUUUGAGCACCAGCCUGGAGUUCACCGGGGCCGAGGGCCAGUGGGCCCGGUUCCCGAUGUGGAACGCAUGCUGCGAGAGCGAGAUGAGUUUCAACAUGAAAACCAAGAGCUCUCACGGGCUGUUAGUUUACUUCGAUGACGAGGGAUUCUGUGACUUUUUAGAACUUCUAAUACACAAUGGUAAACUCAGUCUCAGGUUUUCUAUAUUCUGCGCCGAACCGGCCACCGUCCUCACUGACACCGCAAUCAACGACAGCCAGUGGCACGCGGUAACAAUCAGGAGACAUUUUAAGAACACGACUCUCAUAGUGGAUAAGGAGGUCAAAUGGGUGGAAGUGAAGUCGAAAAGAAGGGAUAUGGUCGUCUUCAGCCACUUGUUUCUAGGGGGAAUACCGCCGGAAUUACGCUCUGUGGCUUUACGCCUAACUUCGGCCUCUGUGAAGGACCAGGUGCCUUUUACCGGGUGGAUAACGGACAUCAAAGUGAACAACACUGAGGCCUUGAUGCUAAACAGCGCGGGAAUUUUUAAUGAGCUUUGCGGAAAAGCCAGCGCGUGUUUAAACGGAGGGGUCUGCAGUGUGGUCAACGACGAACUGACCUGCGACUGCACUCACACCGGGUUCCAAGGCAAGGACUGCAGCGAAGAAGACUUCCCUAAUGAAGGUCUGGCGCACCUGAUGAUGGGCGACCAAGGCUCUGGGCCGGGCCCUGGAGGCCCUGGAGGCUCUGGAGGCCCUGGAGGAGGCGGCUGGCGUCUCAGGUCUCUGCUGAGCAUUCCAGGGAAGGAGGAGUAUGUGGUGACCUUCAAGGGUUCGGAGUUCUUCUGCUACGACCUGUCCCUGCAGCCCAUCCAGAGCAGCAGCGACGAGAUCACGCUCUCCUUCAAGACGCUGCAGAGGAACGGCCUGAUGCUGCACACGGGCAAGUCUGCCGACUACGUCAACCUGGCGCUGAAGAACGGUGCCGUGUCGCUCGUCAUCAACCUGGGCUCCGGGGCCUUCGAGGCGCUGGUGGAGCCCGUUAACGGGAAGUUCAACGACAAUGACUGGCAUGACGUCAAGGUUACCAGGAACCUGCGGCAGCACUCAGGCAUUGGACACGCUAUGGUGACCAUCUCCGUGGACGGGAUCCUGACCACCACGGGCUACACCCAGGAGGACUACACCAUGCUGGGCUCAGACGACUUCUUCUACGUGGGGGGCAGCCCCAGCACGGCCGACCUGCCUGGAUCCCCCGUCAGCAACAACUUCAUGGGCUGUCUGAAGGAGGUGGUGUAUAAGAACAACGAUGUACGUCUAGAGCUGUCUCGCCUGGCCAAGCAGGGCGACCCCAACAUGAAGGUCCACGGGCUGGUGGCCUUCAAGUGUGAGAACGUAGCCACCCUUGACCCCAUCACCUUCGAGACCCCGGACUCCUUCAUCACACUGGACAAGUGGAACGCCAAGAAGACCGGUUCCAUCUCCUUCGACUUCCGCACCACAGAGCCCAACGGCCUGCUCCUCUUCAGCCACGGCAAGCCCCGGCAGCCCCCCAAGGAGGGGGCCAGCGCCCAGGCCCUCAAGGUGGACUUCUUCGCCAUUGAGAUGCUGGACGGCCACCUGUACCUGCUGCUGGACAUGGGCUCAGGUACCACCAAGACCAGGGCGGUCAACAAGAAGGUCAAUGAUGGAGAGUGGUACCAUGUGGACUUCCAGAGGGACGGACGAUCAGGAACCAUCUCCAUCAACACCCUCCGCACGGCCUACACAGCUCCAGGGGAGAGUGAGAUCUUGGACCUGGAUGACCAGCUGUACCUGGGUGGUCUCCCAGAGAACAAGCUGGGCCUGGUCUUCCCCACGGAGGUGUGGACCGCCAUGCUGAACUACGGCUACGUGGGCUGCGUGCGCGACCUGUUUGUGGACGGGCAGAGCAAGGACGUGAGGCGGCUGGCGGAGGUCCAGCGCGCGGCCGGGGUCAAGCCCUCCUGCUCCAAGGAGCCGCCCAAGCAGUGCCUGUCCAACCCCUGCCAGAACAGCGGGCUGUGCAGGGAGGGCUGGAACCGCUAUGUGUGUGACUGCUCUGGGACGGGCUACCUGGGGCGCUCCUGUGAGAGAGAUGCUACCAUACUCAGCUAUGAUGGCAGUAAGUUUAUGAAGAUCCAGUUGCCGUUGGUGAUGCAUACAGAAGCUGAGGAUGUAUCGCUACGCUUUCGCUCCCAGCGGGCCUACGGCGUUCUCAUGGCAACCACGUCACGUGACUCGGCCGACACCCUACGUCUGGAGCUGGAGGCGGGGCGCGUGAGACUCACCGUCAACCUAGACUGUAUCAGGAUUAACUGCUCCUCCAGUAAGGGUCCAGAGACUUUAUUUGCGGGUCAGAACCUGAAUGAUAACGAGUGGCACACAGUCAGGGUGUUCAGGAGAGGCAAGAACCUGAAGCUUACCGUGGAUGACCUGCCUGCUGUGGAAGGUCAGAUGGCGGGUGACCACACUCAGCUAGAGUUCCACAACCUGGAGACGGGCAUCGUGACGGAGAAACGCUUCCUGUCCCUCGUACCCUCCAACUUCAUCGGCCACCUCCAGAGCUUCUCCUUCAACGGCCUGGCCUACAUCGACCUCUGCAAGAACGGAGACAUCGAGUACUGCGAGCUCAACGCAAUGAUCGGCUUCAAGAGCAUCGUGGCUGACCCGGUGACCUUCAAGUCGCGCUCCAGCUACGUGUCGCUGACCACCCUGCAGGCCUACUACUCCAUGCACCUGUUCUUCCAGUUCAAGACCACCUCCUCUGAUGGACUCAUCCUCUUCAACAGCGGCGACGGCAAUGACUUCAUCGUGGUGGAGCUGGUCAAGGGGUACCUCCACUAUGUGUCUGACCUGGGAAAUGGAGCCCAUCUCAUCAAGGGAAACUCCAACAAGCCUCUGAACGACAACCACUGGCACAACGUCCUCGUCUCCAGAGACACCAACAACCUGCACACCGUCAAGAUCGACACCAAGGUCACCACCCAGACCACCAUGGGGGCCAAGAACCUGGACCUGAAGGGUGACCUCUAUAUUGGCGGUGUUGCCAAGGAGAUGUAUAAGGACCUGCCUAAGCUUGUGCACGCCAGGGAGGGCUUCCAGGGCUGUCUGGCGUCUGUGGAUCUGAACGGCCGGCUGCCUGAUCUGCUGUCUGAUGCGCUGGCCUGCGUGGGCCAGAUAGACCGCGGCUGUGAAGGCCCCAGCACCACCUGUCAGGAGGACUCCUGUUCUAACCAGGGGGUGUGUCUUCAGCAGUGGGAGGGGUUCACCUGUGACUGCAGCAUGACGUCCUACGGAGGCCCGCUCUGCAAUGACGCUGGAACCACAUACAUAUUUGGUCGUGAGGGUGGUCUGAUCACCUACACCUGGCCCCCUAACGACCGUCCCAGCACGCGGGCGGACAGACUGGCGGUGGGCUUCAGCACGCAGCUGAAGGAUGCCGUGCUGGUGAGGGUGGACAGCUCCUCCGGCCUGGGAGACUACCUCAAGCUGCACAUCGAGAAAGGCAACAUCGCUGUGGUGUUCAACGUGGGCACAGAUGACAUCAACAUCCAGGAGACGGCUAAGUUUGUUAACGAUGGGAAGUACCAUGUAGUGAAGUUCACGCGUAGCGGUGGCAAUGCUACACUGCAGCUGGAUGAUUUACCUGUCAUAGAGCGCUACCCUACAGGCCACAAUGAUAAUGAGCGCCUGGCGAUCGCCAGACAGCGAAUCCCUUAUCGGCUCGGUCGAGUAGUUGACGAAUGGCUACUCGACAAAGGCCGCCAGCUCACCAUCUUCAACAGCCAGACCACCAUCCAGAUCGGCGGCUGGGAGCGCGACCGUAGCCGCCCCUUCCAGGGCCAGCUGUCUGGGCUGUACUACAACGGGCUGAAGGUGCUGAACAUGGCAGUGGAGGGGGACCCCAACGUGCGCGUCCUGGGCAGCGUGCGCCUGGUGGGCGACGCCCCGGCCUCCUCCAUCACCCCGCAGGCCAGCGCCACGGCCAACCGCUCGGACACCUCCACCGUGGAGUCCACCACCUCCUCCAGCCGCAGGGGCAAGAUCACUACACCCCGCCAGCCCCAGCAGACAACUGAUGACCUGCUGGUUGCGUCGGCCGAGUGUCCGAGUGAUGACGAGGAUAUUGACCCGUGUGAGCCGAGCUCAGGUGGGUUAGCCAGCCCCACAGGUGCCCCUCCCAAGGAGUAUCCUGGGCCCUCAGAGGUGUUCCGGGAGAGCAGCAGCACCACAGGCAUGGUGGUGGGCAUCGUGGCAGCGGCCGCCCUCUGCAUCCUCAUCCUGCUCUACGCCAUGUACAAGUACCGCAACCGCGACGAGGGCUCCUACCAGGUGGAUGAGAGCCGCAACUACAUCAGCAACUCUGCCCAGGCCAACGGCGCUGCACUGAAGGAGAAGCCUGCCAACAUGGCCGCCAAGACGGGGGGGAAGGGCAAGAAGAACAAAGACAAGGAGUACUACGUGUGAUUGGCUGCUCCUCGUCUCUGGACUCUGCUGCAGAGACAGGUGCGAGGAAACGCCUGUACAGGAACUUCUAACUGAACUCAACUAUAUUUAGUCUUCAUUUGGGACUUGAGGAUCGGCGGGACUUUGCAACAUUGAGGAUCUGGAGGGACAACUUCCUGUGUGGUUGUACGAGAACACAGAGGAUUGUGGGAUAGCACAUGGAGGUCUUGUCACAAGACGUUUGAGGAGCAGAGACAGCAUGACUCCCUCCACUGACUCACUGCCCCUAAACAGUGCCAUCUCUCUGUCUCUCUCCUUCCAUUUCUUUCUCUUUUCCUCCCUCCCUCUCUCUCUUUCUCUCUCUCUUUUUCCUCUCUCCCUCCCUCUCUCUCUCUGGCCUCUGGAGAGAAGGGAGGAGAGGACAUUUUGAGAGAAACUCCCUAUAUGUCAGUCUGUGUGUUCACUGACAGUGUUUGUGUACCCGGGACCUUGUCUAGAACAGCAGCAUCAACAAGUAAACACAGAAACCUGGCAGAGGACAGAGGACAGCAGAAGCACAGAGGA